Messenger RNA from Sclerotinia sclerotiorum 1980 UF-70, 162 nucleotides. RefSeq lists its product with no specific name. The transcript is spliced from 2 exons. Lineage: Eukaryota; Fungi; Ascomycota; Leotiomycetes; Helotiales; Sclerotiniaceae. The coding region runs from base 1 to 162 and encodes 53 amino acids. The record is from RefSeq and is a predicted model, not a curated record.
AUGACUUUGAUACUUUAUAAUCAAAUCCUUUCCUUCCAACUUACAUUACAGCAAGUAUUUCUUAUGGCUGCGAAUAGCUUAUGUAAAUUUGGAACUGGAACUGGAACUGGAAUCAAUAUCCAUAGGAGAGCAAACGUUCAAAUCCCAUACGGGGUUGUCUGA